CUUCUCUUGAUCUACCAUGGACUCCAUCAGUUUGCAUCGCUCAUUCAUCAUCUCCCAUAGUAUCUUCGUUAUUUAGCAGGAGUGCGCCAGACACUGGAGGCGCACAAUAUUCACUUCUAUAUCGGUUACCAUGGACAAUAAUAGCCUCGCCAUCCGCAAUAUACCCGCCUAUGGACCCCGGACUUGUCGCAGGGAAGAGUCCGUUCAAGGUCAUGAGCUCGAAGCUAGUGAACCCUUCAAUUGGUUAGUCUCGCAAUCUCCCUCAGACAUCGCCUACCCACAAGAUAGCGUCCACAAUGUCGACAAGAAGAGAACAGCAGCAUCGUACAAGGACAUAUUGAAUAAUGUUCUAAACCCUUUGAGUCCUCCAAGCAGUUCAGACAUGGUAGAGCACAUCGAAUUAGAGCAUUUGCAGGAAGGUCGUCAAUCUGACCAGAAGUACCAGCAACAAGGCUUUAGCCAUGGUCAUCACUCAGACAGUGUAGGAAGCACAUAUUCCUCUGAGAAGGCUGUGGAGGACCUUUCUCUUUCCAGGUGGACUACGACACAAAGUCCGGCAACCCAUUCAGGAGCAUCCUCGACAGACAAACGAACAUUGCACACCGCACAGGAAAUGAUACGACUUGAGCGGAUACGGGCGUCAGUACAUGCCUUUUUGAACCAACGAUUCUCAGUGCACGAAUACACUGUUCCUCGACUCUUUAUUGUCUUGCCUGACGACGAGAUUGAUGUCGACACCUCAGGCGAGUAUGCGGAAACAGCACCGACGGCGGUAACAGCAGAUGGGACAACGGCUGAUGCAGAUGGAACAGCAGCAGGAGCCAGCAGUUUCCCUACAUCUUCUCGACAUCGACUUUACUUUUUGUGCGAGUGCAGCCCCAGUUUCACAUUACCCCUUGGCAGCGGAUUAAACCAUCUGCAUAUUGCCAAGCAUGCGGGAUACCCAAUCGACCCGGCGCGGCAGGAUGAGUUCUUUCAGUGGUACGGCGACAUGAUUCUUACACUGCUCUACUUUCUCAAGUAUGGCGAUGAUCUCACUGAAAAUCCCUCUGCCGCCUCUCCACCAGUAUCUACACAGAACCGGCGACAACAACCAGGACAGGUACAACAACAACCGAACACAUUGUACUCAAAGGAUGCAGGCUUAAGGAGUGUGACACGGAUAUCGAAUCUGCGAAGGUCCGACUUGCCAGACUCGAUCGCUCAAGGGAUCGAGAAUAAAUUCGAUAGGAUGAUUGAGUAUCUUGAGCGACUGCGGACAGCUUCUACAGAAACAAUCGACAGGGCUGAAGAGGCUGAUGAUGGGCGUGGCUCCGCAGAAGAAGAGAAGGCAUUCCAGGGACUCGUCAGCCUGUCUGAUUUGCACCGACUCUAUUCUUUUCUGGGGAUUGCGGACAUUCACAAGCGGGCACAAUCUGGACAGCUGGGGAACUUGUACCGAAUCAGCAACGUGGAGAGCCAGGUCAGUUGGGUGUGUGUGUAUCAUUACCGGUGGACAUUUCUCGAGAAGAACAUCGACGAGUUUGAACGCUGGGUCGUCACCCGCCGAGGCCUCUUCGACAAGCAGUCUGGAUCUGUCUCCAUUACACUCUUCUCUGGAGCGCACAUGCGGACCUUCUGCUCCUGGAUUACCAACAAAGUUGCACCGUCACUUGUGGAGGCCCAUAUCAAACUGGGCUGGCAUUUCGGCAAGAAGGAUCUCUGGAAACUUGCCAAGACUCUAGCCAGUUCAACAGUAACGGUGCUUUCGUUGGAUGGGGGCUUGUACGCCGAACACUCAAAGUACAGGGUCUUGCACAAGAAGUACGAUCCGAUCCUGCAUCUGCUCACCUAUGGACAGCUGCAUUCGCUGGAAAUUUCACGCUUCCCAUCAUUGUUUUCAAGGCUAUCAGCAAGGACUACUAAGGCGCUGUCGAUUAGGCGACUGGAGUUUGGACCCGGAAUGGAAGUGAACCCGAAGGAUCGCAGGGUGUUCAGUAAUUUCAUCGCCUCGUGCACGUCGUUACAGGAGCUGAUUCUGCCAGAACUAAAUAUUUCGGACCCACAGAUGCAAGCAAUCGUGAGCGGUAUCCGAACAGUCACCUCGCUGUCGAUGCUGGAUCUGUCGAAGAGCCGUCUCAAUGACGGUGCAGCCAUUAUUCUCGCUCAAGGAUUAUUCAAGACCAACAUCUGUAACCUGGAUCUCUCGGGGAACGAGCGCUUGACGGAUGCGGGUGUCGCUAGGGUCAUUCGAGCCAUUGGGCCGCGAUUGACAAGUCUGAAGAUGGCGCAGACGGGCUUUGGAGACGUGGCAGCAGCAGCCUUGGCAAAAAGUAUGGAUGGUAUUUCAAUCACCAGCACAUUGCAGGACCAGUUGAAUCUUCAGCAACGGCUUGAUAUCGCAGCCAUAUCUGCUGGACACCGACCAGGGCUCCGUCUAGCGGUCGACAACCCGCUUUUCGCUAUGACUCCCAGACCGCGGCCGGAGGUGCGUGAGAAGACGCAUUCGAAGGGACACCUAGUCUAUUUGGACAUCGAGGACAAUCAAUGCACAGUGCAGGGAUUCAGGUCGUUGGCGAGUAUUAAGUCGAGACUUUAUUUCGUAUAUCUGAAUCUCUCUGGUAGCAAGGAGCUGCAGGAUAUGGAGUGUGCACAGAUUCUGGAAAGGGUCGCAAGUUCCGCAAUGGUCACCUUGCGACUUGCGGGCACAGGAUUCAGCGACCAAUCGGCAGAGGCCCUUUCGAAGGCACUUCUUUCACGCUUUCCGAACAAUCAUGAGGGGCAUUCGCGGAUACCAGUAUCAUGUCAACUUGAGGAGAUAGAUUUGCGGGCUUGUCCGAUCAGCUCAGAGGGACUCUUGGCGUUGUGUAGGGCGCUCGCUCAGACACGGACGUCCUCGUGCUUGAGGACCAUGGACAUUGGGCAUUGCAGGCAGGUACACGACCAUGCCAUGCAGCAACUCCUCAGGGCUCUCGUUAUACCAAACGGGUCGACUUGGGCUCCUACGAUACCAGGAAGAAGGAGACCCAGUCGAGUGGACUUGGGAUCACAAUCUUUGACAGCAAUAGGAUCCGCUAGGGGGAACAUGAACUCGUCUUGGGGACCACAGGAUUUUCAGGAUGAUCGGGGCGAUAGUGGGGGCCGAGAUGGAAGCAGGGCAGGGAUAUUUGGAAGACAAGGAUCUAGAUGCCAACUAGUUCGAUCGGACUCUGACCCAACGCCGCACUCUACUAUAUUUACUGGCGGUGACACUACAGUCUAUAUCGAUUCUGCAGGUCAAUUCAGCUUAAUGCCUCCUAGGAUGCCCUUGCAGCCGCCGAUGGGGUUCUUUACGAAUCUGCGACAGCUGGAUCUCAACAGUACUCGAGUUGGAGACGGCACCGCCUGGCUCUUGGCCCAGGCGCUCCUGCAGUCAUGGACCAUGAUCAGAUCACUCACAAUCUUGGAUGCGGCGGAUAUGACUGUUCAGGGGAUGUGUUUGAUCAUCGACGCACUCUGCGGGAACUCCACUGUGCAUGAUUUUGGCAUCGGCAAGAGUGGUGCGAUCCUGCAGUCGGAUUUGGACCUCUUUGGAGCCGGACUCGUCAACCUAAUGGAGAUGAACAAGCGGAUCCGGUCACUGACUACGCUCGGUGCUCCUCUGGGCUCGCUUGCCAAGGGGUUGUUGCUGAAUCAGUCCCUCCAUUCCGUCUAUCUUAUCCGGUCCAGGGGUCAGUUUGAGGAUCUGCAGCUGAUGGGCCAGGCGUUGUCGCUCACGCGAUCGUUGUUGGUCUUCUGGAUGGGAGGAUCGGACGAGUCGCUUCUGGGUCCUCUCAAUCAAGGAUCUGACGAGCAGCAGCAGCCGAUACAGGGCAUUAGUGACUCACCUUCGACUUCGGCUCCUUCAUCACAGCGGGCACAGUUUCAGCAACACCAGCAGCAACAGGAGGAGCAACAGCAUGAGAACAUGUACAGGAACUUUCAUCUGUUGCACAACCAAAAUGACGAUCAACAACACCAUCCGGAGCGUUAUCACCACCACCUACAUGGAGCCCAGCAUUCUCAAUCUUUGUCCAAGAGUAUCGAGUCCGUGCUGAAGAAGACGUUUGGGUUCCAGCCAAAGCAGAGCAAAGGGAAGCAGCAGGCAUCCGCAGAGGGAGACCAUACAGCAGAAUCCUCUACGCCUCUUUCCCCUCCUCCUCAUAAUCUGCGUCCCCUGCCAAACGCUAACCCAACAUCCGGGGCCAACAUCGCCAGCACAGGAAGAGCGGCUAUCACUGGAGGCAAUGCAGCGACAGCCUCAGGUCCAUGGACGCGGCAUCCGAUUAUCGAGGGCAUUCGUCGGAACUACAGCUUGAUCAAGGUUGUUCUCGACACCUCGACCCUAUCUCCUGCAGCAGCAGCAGCAGCGGCAGCGGCCGCCACCGGGGCGAAUCCCACAUGGCACAAUUCGCAGGCUGGCAACGCACAGGGGGUCACUCAGCAGCAGGAGCUGGUGCAACAAUAUCAGUUGCAGCAGCAACAACAGCUUCAGAAGAAGAUCAUGGUGAAUCGGAAACUUCUGAGGGAGCGUGGGCGAGUUGGAUGGGAGGAACUGAAGCUUUUAGGGGUCGAUGACGAUGUCAUACGCGAAGUCUGCCAAGAUACCCGGCAGCUAUAGUCAUCUAAACUACUUUCAUAAUAUCAAUUCUUUCAAUGCGUGCAGAGAGAUAUGCAUGUAACCUGGCCAUCGCUGAUAGAGAAUUGAUUGAAAGAAACUGCGACGAAUGGCAACUUUGGAGAAUGAACCGUACCAUGACAAGCAGACUGUGUGCAUUCUUCCAUUCCGGUUACUCUGUUGGCGUUCAUCCUACCAAUAAAUGUGUUUUUUUCUUUGUGCAGGUCU
This is a messenger RNA of Gamsiella multidivaricata, 4843 nucleotides long. RefSeq lists its product as uncharacterized. Gene Ontology annotation, molecular function: protein binding. Lineage: Eukaryota; Fungi; Mortierellomycota; Mortierellomycetes; Mortierellales; Mortierellaceae. The transcript has 2 exons. The record is from RefSeq and is a predicted model, not a curated record. Bases 131 to 4618 code for a protein of 1495 amino acids.